Epinephelus moara (kelp grouper) is the source of this 4487-nucleotide messenger RNA. Its product is annotated as guanine nucleotide-binding protein G(s) subunit alpha-like. Bases 1480 to 2619 code for a protein of 379 amino acids. Lineage: Eukaryota; Metazoa; Chordata; Actinopteri; Perciformes; Serranidae. The transcript is spliced from 12 exons. Gene Ontology annotation, cellular component: heterotrimeric G-protein complex. The record is from RefSeq and is a predicted model, not a curated record. Gene Ontology annotation, biological process: sensory perception of chemical stimulus; adenylate cyclase-activating dopamine receptor signaling pathway. Gene Ontology annotation, molecular function: G-protein beta/gamma-subunit complex binding; GTP binding; corticotropin-releasing hormone receptor 1 binding.
UUCUUCGUUCCCAGGGUUCCGUGAGAGCCGUUUGCCCCACCCCACCUCUUCAACGCUAUCUAUCUCAAUGUACAAUUCUCAGAGAAAAAAGGGGGCAAAAAUAAUUCAGAGUAACGCCGCAAAGAAAACGACUCUCAUUUCCCCGAGCGGUUCACCGGAGCAGACGCGGCCUGUCGGCGGUAACGAACAAACGUGUCGCCGUCGGACCAGUGAUUGAAAACACCGCGGUAUGUUCAUGUAUCAUGCACAUGUAACCAUAAUCUACCAUACGGAUUCAAAGGGAAUACAAAAAGCUGAGGAGAGACUUGACAGCGGGCUGUACCUGCGCCAAACGGGGAAAUAACGGAGGAUUUUCCAACGACUAUCACCUGGAUAUCGCGUUAUAUUCAAGGACAUCCCAACUGCCAAAAUCCGCCUUUGCUCGCGCGGAGAAGCUUUUCCGAUGUGAGGAGAAAUACAAAUUAACGUUACAGAGAGAAAAAGGACGGAGAAGGGGCCUCUUUUUUGGGUCUGGUCAAACCCUCCGACAAAAAGCAAGCACCAGCAUCUGUUGACGGCGAGAGGAAAUAAUUGUGACAUCGGCUAAAAACAGGAUAUUAUUGAUAAGGUUGCUAACAUCAACGACGACAGCCCACCUCCCCUCCCCAAAAUAAAACGGUGUAUAUAAUGUGACGGAUUUGAGAGACGGUUGUGAUAGAGAAAGAAGCCCCGGUGUAGCCUGAUGAUUCACAUGCCGUCAUUUUAAGAGGAAAUAUUUAUUUUUUAUUUUUAUUUUUCCUCAUCCGCCUUCUGAUGUGCUUUGGUGAGGUGGAUUGCAAACUACCCUGAUAGAUAAUAACCUUAAAUAUAUAUUGAAAGAAAAAGGUCGAAAAAUAGGGGUUGUGAGUGGAAAUGAAUGGCAGUGUGAGAUAUCUGCCGAAGAUGGGUUCCGGAGGAGACAUUUGCUAAGAAAAUUAAACCUAAUACACUGAAAACACACACACCAGCCUUUAUAUUUAAAGCAUCUGUAAGGAGACAGGAGCACCGUCGUUCAUUCAUGUACAUUGCAAGGCUGGGGAUUUCACUCUCUCAUAUCAAUGUUGAUGACUUCAUUGCGGAUUUACAGUGAAAAACACAAGAAUCGUCUGAGAGGGCGGCAUCGUUGCUCUGCUCCUGUGUUUUUUUGAGUGAUCUCUAGGUGAUAAAUCGCCAGUAAAUAGCCACAUCCAUCCAUACAUAUCGUGCCAAAGCCCUGGUGGAGGCCACCGUCUACUUACUACCUUAACAGGUUUACAUCUUGUCUCAUCUGGCAACAUAAAUGUCACCCAUUUUGAGCCAGGUGUUCCUCUGUUGGGCCAGUCUAGGAAUUUAGGAUUGAUUGAUUUUUUUUUCCUUCUGAUCAACACCCUCCCUCCUUCCUCCCUCCCUGCACCCACCUACCCACCCAACCAACCACCCACCCUGCCUCCCCCCUGAACCUAACACUGGGUUUUUGGGAAGAUGGGCUGUCUUGGCAAUAGUAAGACCGAAGACCAACGAAAUGAGGAGAAGGCACAGAGGGAAGCCAACAAAAAGAUAGAGAAGCAGCUCCAAAAAGACAAACAGAUAUACCGGGCGACUCACCGGCUACUACUAUUAGGGGCCGGUGAAUCCGGGAAAAGCACGAUAGUCAAACAGAUGCGAAUAUUGCACGUUAAUGGCUUCAAUGCAGAGGAGAAAAAACAGAAAAUACACGAUAUUAAAAACAACAUUAAAGAAGCUAUAGAGACGAUUGUGUCCGCCAUGACUACGCUCACACCGCCAUGCCAGUUAGCCUGUCCUGCAAACCAAUGCCGAAUCGAUUAUGUCCUGAACCAAGCAAACCAGAAGGAUUUUGAGUUUCCUUCGGAGUUUUAUGACCAUGCAAAGAUCCUCUGGCAGGACGAUGGGGUGCGGGCCUGCUGGGAAAGGUCCAACGAAUAUCAACUCAUCGACUGUGCACAGUACUUCUUAGACAGGAUCGAUGUGGUCAGGCAGAAUGACUACACACCCACUGAUCAGGACCUGUUGAGAUGCAGAGUACUGACAUCUGGGAUCUUUGAGACACGAUUUCAAAUAGACAAAGUCAAUUUCCAUAUGUUUGAUGUUGGAGGUCAGAGGGAUGAACGUCGAAAAUGGAUCCAGUGUUUCAACGAUGUGACAGCCAUCAUCUUCGUAGUGGCGAGUAGCAGCUACAACAUGGUGAUCAGAGAAGACAAUCAGACCAACAGACUACAGGAAGCCCUCAACCUUUUCAAGAACAUCUGGAACAACAGGUGGCUACGGACCAUUUCUGUAAUCCUCUUCCUGAACAAACAGGACCUGCUCGCUGAGAAGGUUUUGGCAGGGAAAUCUAAAAUUGAGGAGUAUUUCCCGGAGUUUGCACGCUACACUACACCAGAUGAUGCAAUACCAGAGCCAGGUGAGGAUCCCCGCGUCACAAGGGCAAAGUACUUCAUUCGGGAUGAGUUUCUGAGGAUCAGCACAGCCAGCGGGGACGGACGGCAUUACUGUUACCCCCACUUCACCUGCGCGGUCGACACAGAAAACAUCCGCCGCGUCUUCAAUGACUGUCGCGACAUCAUACAGCGGAUGCACCUACGGCAGUACGAGCUCUUGUGAUGGGCAGCGGCGUCUGGCCUACGUAUCUACCUACCAACCUACCUAUCUACCCCCACCCCCUCCCCCACUCCCUACAACCAGUUAGCCAAUCACCCCCUCCACUUCUACCAACUUCACCAAACGGCCGAGCCCUCGCCUCCAUCUCGAUACAGCUCCUACAGAACUUGUCCCACACGACUCCAGAAAAACAGUGGAAAGACUUUUUCUAAAAAAAGGAAACACAGUUAAGGAUCCACCAACAUCAUCUUCAUCACCUAUUAGCCAGGACUGACUGCUGUACUCAGCUACACUUUGACCCAGAAACGAGGGUCAGGACUGGAACCCCUCAGUGCAGGCUCUCCCUCCUUUAGCUCUCUUUCUCUCUCAGAUAUAUCAACACACACACACACACACACUCGCAGGUACACACACACUACAGCGUAAGACAUGCACAGCCCUUCGACAGGUUUUAAUGUCUCAUAUCACACACACACACACACACAGAUCCUUUAAAAGUCCUCCUGCUUUUAACAGUUACAGAGGCUGAAUUAAAUAAUGCAUCCUGAGAGAGAGGAGUUUAUUCACCGCGUGCUGAAGACGACGACGACGACGGAGGAGGAGGAGAAGGAGGAGGAGGAGGAGGAGGAGGAGAGAACGAUGGACACGGAGGGUGGCAAACUGAUACAGAGGAGGGCUGUGAGCCUUUUUUUUGUCGCCCGAACAGACGGACUAAUUGACUAAUGGCUGCCUGUGGACGUGAGCGUGACUCGAACAUAAGACCACACGGCUCACAUGACCCGCUCUUCAAGAACCCCGAUCGAGGAGGGACGGCAGAAAACAACAACAACAAAAAAUAUCGAGAAAAAAAAAAAAAGAAAUAUCAUACAAUGCAUAAAUUCAUGCAUACCAGUGAACUUCAUGCAGUGCAAAAAAUCCAAGCUAUAUAUAUAGAUAUUUAUAUAUGUGUGUAUAUAAAUAUGUAUAUAUAUAAAUAUAAAUAUUAUAUAUUCCUGUAAUAACACAAAUCAACUUUUAAGUUUUUGUUAGUUUUUACCCCAUGUUGUGUGUUGGUGUACACUGUGUGUGUGAUCAGCCUUUGUGCACCAUUUAAUCCCCCCCCCCCUCCUCCUCCUCACCUACACACACACACAUACAUAUACAGCCUCGCCCCCUUUGCCCCUGCUGCUAUCUGACAACUACUCAACAUGUGGAAAAUAAAGAAGAGGUUUUAUUUAAUAUGGAAAAUAACAAAAGGAAAGCAUGAAGAAGAAAUGACUUGUCGAGACUGGAUGCAACAUUUUACCUGGGAACACACGUGCGCACACACACACACACACACACACACACACACACACACACACACACACACACACACACACACAAGCACACAAGCUUCAGCCCUCAUCAGCCCCCCUUCUCUCCCCACAUGACAUCCUACCCCGCCACACACAACCACCUUUCGUCUUACUCUCUCACACCUCCCGCUCCCACUUCCUGUCCCCUCCCGGCUUUAAGUACGUCUGUCUUUAUUUUACUGCUGGACUAUUAUUCUUGUACAGACUGUAAAAUGUAUUAUUUUGUACAUCUUUAUUGAAGAAAAAAAAUUAACUUGUAGAAGAUCCCUGUGCCUUGAUCACGACUGUACGUGUAAAAAUGAGCUAAUAUGUAAGUUAUGUUUCACUGCGCUGUACAGCUGGACGGGUCUGUCCCACCUCGUCCGUGCUGGCUCACCCCUCCGCUGGAGGCUGGGGGGAGGGGCAUCGGAUCGGGGCGGAGGCCUUUCGUCUGUUGCUUAGUUUAUUUUAUUAUUUUUUUUCCUCCCCUCCCCACAUUUGUUUGUUCGUUGAUUCAUUUGUUUUGCUUUGACUCUCCUCUGGUUUAUAUAAUAG